CGACGCUUCACACAAGUAUAAAUAUCAAGUAAUCGAGCCCUUCAAUUGAAUCACUCUGCGUUGAGUUCUGCCCUCGAUUCCCAUUCAGUCGUGGCGUUUUCUCAAGAAUUCUCAAUUCCCCAAAAAUCACAAGAAUUUCUUUAAAAGAGAUGCUAAAUAAAAAAUCUCACCGUCUCCCCAAACAGACUCCUUGAACAUAGAAAAUAGUAAACACACAUAACAAGCAGCAGAAAUUCAAGAAAAUGCACACGUACGCAAUAUCGCACCAUUCGAUUAAUGAGUGAAUGCCCAAUAAACCUUCUACGCUUUUCUAUUCUUUUUUUAUUUUUGGCCGAACCCCACUUGUAACUGGAAGCACAGAAUCAGAACAGGAGGAAGUAGGUUUAUUGGGUUAGUUCUACUUUGCAGAUCCAAGCCAAUUAUCCAGAAGUUGUUUAUUGGCCGCAAUUUGGAAGCUUUUCUUCUCUUAGAGUUGUUUAUUUGAAGGAAGUAUAGCACCAAUGGGUAAAGAUGCCUAUAGUGAUGAACUAACUCAUCGGAAACAUGGGCUCUUGAAAGAUCAAGUUCGGUUAGUAAAGAGAAAGGACUCAGACCGCUAUGAGGUUGCCCCAAUUCCUGAUAAUUUGUCUUUUGAGAAAGGGUUUUUCGCUGUAGUUCGGGCUUGCCAAUUGUUGGCACAAAAGAAUGAAGGACUCAUAUUAAUAGGAGUAGCUGGUCCUUCUGGAGCUGGCAAGACUGUGUUUACAGAGAAGAUACUUAACUUUAUGCCAAGCAUUGCUGUCAUUUCAAUGGACAACUACAAUGAUGCAAGUCGAAUUAUAGAUGGAAACUUUGAUGAUCCACGCUUGACAGACUACGACACUUUGCUGAAAAACAUUCACGACCUCAAGGAAGGGAAGCCAGUUGAUGUCCCAAUAUAUGAUUUCAAAUCCAGCUCCCGCACGGGAUACAGGACAGUUGAAGUUCCAAGCUCUCGCAUUGUGAUUAUAGAGGGCAUCUAUGCGUUAAGUGAAAAACUGCGCCCUUUACUGGAUCUCCGGGUGUCUGUGACUGGUGGCGUUCACUUUGAUCUCGUUAAAAGAGUUUUACGAGACAUUCAACGCGCCGGACAGGAACCAGAAGAAAUAAUACACCAAAUAUCUGAAACAGUGUAUCCAAUGUAUAAGGCUUUUAUCGAGCCUGACCUCCGCACUGCACAUAUAAAAAUUAUCAACAAAUUUAACCCAUUUACUGGAUUCCAGUGCCCUACAUAUAUUCUCAAGUCUACAAAAAAUGUAACCGAGGAGGAAAUCAAAGCUGUCAUGUCCAAAGAUCAUACAGAAAGCACCGAACAAACUUACGACAUAUAUCUUCUACCUCCUGGUGAAGAUCCAGAGACCUGCCAAUCUUACCUGAGGAUGCGCAAUAAAGAUGGAAAGUAUAAUCUCAUGUUUGAGGAAUGGGUCACCGACUCUCCAUUUGUCAUAUCACCAAGAAUAACAUUUGAAGUUAGUGUCCGGCUCCUCGGUGGAUUAAUGGCUUUGGGAUACACAAUCGCAGCCAUUCUCAAACGAAGUAGCCAUGUCUUUUGUGAUGAAAGGGUCUGUGUAAAGAUCGAUUGGCUGGAGCAGUUAAAUCGUCAUUAUCUUCAGGUACAAGGUAGAGACCGCCUUAUUGUAAAAUGUGUGGCAGAUCAACUAGGGUUGGAUGGUUCGUAUGUUCCAAGAACAUAUAUCGAACAAAUACAGCUGGAGAAACUUGUUAACGAGGUUAUGGCAUUGCCAGAUGAUUUGAAGACCAAGCUGAGCUUAGAUGAGGACUCUGCCUCGAGCCCAAAAGAAGCACUUUCUCGAGCCUCAGCAGAAAGGGCAGCUGCAAGAACGAAACAUCUUAGGAGUGGCUUGUCGCAUUCAUAUUCAUCAAACAGGGACAAAAACCUGUCCAAAAUUAACAGAAGAUUCGAGGAUAGGACAGCAGACUCACAAGCGGCAUUAACCAAUCAGGGAGCUGCGGCACAGCUUUCAGAACAGAUUUCUACUCUAAACGACCGGAUGGAUGAUUUCACAUCUCGUGUUGAAGAGUUAAAUUCCAAGUUGACUAACAAAAAAUCUUCGCCUAGUUCCCAAAACAUAGCCCAAGCUGAAGUCCCUAAUGGCUCAGCUCCGACUUCUUACUUCAUCUCCGGUUUAGAGAAUGGAUCCCUAACUGGAUCUAUGAUGCCUAAUUCUUCAUCUUCUUCUCAGUUAGCAAAAGACGUGACUUUUCUUGACGAGCUAACAAGUAUAGCACGAGGUCAACGCCAAGUUAUUCUUCAGCUGGAGAGCCUCAGCAGUCUUCUGCGUGAAAAUCUGGGGGAGAGAUCAAGUCGUGACAGAAGGCGCAACAGAGGUGAAAUAACUGGUAACAAUUCAAGUAGAGUAUACAUGAUUUUGGCUUCAGUGGCAGUUGGUAGUCUGGGAAUAUGUUUGUUCAAGGGCCUUUCGUCCCGGAAUUGAGCAUAAAUUAUUCCAAAACUAAUUCAAAUUCGACAUGUACAUCAUUUUAGUUUAUCGUCAUGUCACUCAGAUAGGUUAAUUUCCCACACUGAUUGUUUUGCAAUGCCCGCCCUUCUAGUCGAUGGCACCGGUCUGUUGAUCGGUGCUUUCGACUUGUCCGGAGGCGGAUCGCGUCUCCUGGGUAUUGAAAUUGAGUUUAUGUAAUAACUGAAGGGUCUGGUUAAGCAAAUUUUGUAGUUGUGUGGGAUAUUUGUGGUAAUUGCAUUUUCUUCUAAGGGU
Molecule: messenger RNA, 2753 nt
Organism: Salvia miltiorrhiza (redroot sage)
Lineage: Eukaryota; Viridiplantae; Streptophyta; Magnoliopsida; Lamiales; Lamiaceae
Product: inorganic pyrophosphatase TTM2-like
Exons: 13
Coding region: 501-2474 (657 amino acids)
Cellular component (GO): cytoplasm
Molecular function (GO): ATP binding; kinase activity
Source: RefSeq, a predicted model, not a curated record